UUGGGCACAAGAAACAACAGCGCGAUAUAGCGCGUGUCCGUGGGAGGAUCUAACGGCAGCGCUCCGUUCUCUACGGCCAGUUCACACACUGCGCCAAGCAAAAACGAAACCUUAAUCGCUGUCUCACUGAAACUUCACUUUAAUCAGAAGGAACAAGAACAAACAUUGAAGUAGGUCAGAUCCUUCUGCUGUAUCUGUCCCUCUGGUUUGGAGAAAUCUGUCUGUUCCAUUUUAAGUGAUGGCAGCUAUCCGUAAGAAGCUGGUGAUUGUGGGAGAUGGAGCCUGUGGGAAAACAUGUCUGCUGAUUGUGUUCAGUAAAGAUCAGUUCCCUGAGGUCUAUGUGCCAACAGUGUUUGAAAACUACAUUGCUGACAUCGAAGUGGAUGGCAAACAGGUGGAGCUGGCUCUUUGGGAUACAGCUGGUCAGGAAGACUAUGACCGGUUGAGGCCAUUGUCAUAUCCAGACACAGAUGUUAUUCUCAUGUGUUUUUCUAUAGACAGUCCAGAUAGUUUAGAGAAUAUUCCAGAGAAGUGGACACCAGAGGUAAAACAUUUUUGUCCCAACGUUCCCAUCAUCCUUGUGGGCAAUAAAAAGGACCUGCGAAAUGAUGAACACACACGCAGGGAGCUGAUGAAGAUGAAACAGGAACCUGUGAAACCAGAGGAGGGGCGUGACAUGGCAAACAGGAUCAGCGCAUUUGGAUAUCUGGAGUGUUCGGCUAAAACUAAGGAAGGUGUGCGGGAGGUGUUCGAAAUGGCCACCAGGGCGGCGCUGCAGGUCCGCAAGCGCAAGAAGAGGGGAGGAUGUCUGCUCCUGUAAGCCACACACUGAAACGCACACAACUCCGUCUACCUUCCAACAACUGACAACUGAGACCCAAGGAGAAACCUUUAUACAGCCGUCCCCCUUGUCGUACCGUUCAUCACAUUUUACACAACUGGGGUGUGGAUGACAGGAAAAUAUUUAUAGAGAAACCGAAGUGUGUGUUAAUACCCAAUACCUCUCCACUUUGUCAUUUUUUUUCUGUCUCGUUUUUUUCCUUUUCACCAGCAAAUCCUUUUCUCUUCUCUGCGAGAAAGACUGACUGAUUAAUUUUGUAUGUGUACAUAAAUCUUCUGUUUCUCUCUGUUCUGGUUUACAGUUAAUCUGUGCCUCUGUAUAUGAUAAGUUAAAAAAUUCUGACAUAUUUGGAACAAAAAAUACAUUUAUCAUUCAUUUAAACCAUCA
Paramisgurnus dabryanus is the source of this 1228-nucleotide messenger RNA. RefSeq names its product ras homolog family member Cb (gene rhocb). The record is from RefSeq and is a predicted model, not a curated record. Gene Ontology annotation, molecular function: GTPase activity; GTP binding. Gene Ontology annotation, biological process: small GTPase-mediated signal transduction. NCBI's taxonomy places the organism in Eukaryota, Metazoa, Chordata, Actinopteri, Cypriniformes, Cobitidae.